UACACAAGUGCCCAUUCUAGAAAAUCAAGAAAAAUGACCAAUAGCCAUCUCCAGCAAUGCUCUUGUUACUAAGCUCGUUAUUUACAGUCAUGUGCUAUGAUGGAGAAACAUGAGAGUUUGAAUUCCUAUUCCAGUAAUGAUGAUAAAACAUUAAAGAUCACAGAUAUCGAUCAUUCCAAUCGCCAGAUGAAGGACCCAAAAGAUUACAAUCGCCAGAUGAAGGACCCAAAAGAUUGCAAUCACCAGAUGAAGGACCCAAAAGAUUGCAAUCGCCAGAUGAAGGACCCAAAAGAUUGCAAUCACCAGAUGAAGGACCCAAAAGAUUACAAUCGCCAGAUGAAGGACCCAAAAGAUUGCAAUCACCAGAUGAAGGACCCAAAAGAUUACAAUCACCAGAUGAAGGACCCAAAAGAUUACAAUCACCAGAUGAAGGACCCAAAAGAUUUGUAUCCCAGCUCCAAUCCUGAAGAUAAUGAAUUGAUUAGUACCAGUCCUAGCUUAGCUCUUCCACAUUUACAUAACGAAGAAGGAUUGAGCUCGUGUCUCCCUUCCAAUGAUAAAGAAUCAUGGAUAACAGCUACCAGUGCUGCCAUUCGUAAAAUUGAAGAAAGGUACAGCAAAAAGGUCAGUUCUCAGUUGGGCUCCUCGGAGGCUCCCUUCAUUGAAACUGACUUUUCCGUGCCCUGUUUGACAAAAGAUGUGAACCGGAAAGAUAGACCCAAAUCAGAUUCCUUUAUGGGAGUGCAAGAAUUUCAUUUGAAGCCUUGUAUCACGCGCAGGACGCUUUCUGAUUCGAGACAAGAUCGUCAGCUCAGUGUUAGUUUCCAACCGUCUUCUGAGCCCCCUGUCAGACGCGGGAUGACUAGUACUGCAUUCCCUUUGGAUGACAUGAAGUAUAUUGAUGACAGCACGAAAAGUUCAGUUUCCACAUUUUACAUCCAUUCCGGGUCCCUGUCCCCAGCAUCUUCCUCGUGUCGUUUCUCAAUGACAGCUAACAAAGUUCCGGAAUCUCCAAUAUCCCGCGGCUCCCCCGUUUUCAAGUUUGAUGGAUUAUAUCAGGACUACAUUCACACUAAGACAACCCCCCUUGAAAAGGAUUAUUACGAUUCGAUCGAAGAAGAAACAUUUACCAAAUCUGAAGGCGAGAUCCGACUGCCAUCUAACCUAGUUACCGAAAAAAAUAAAGGUCUUCCUCGAUGGGUAGUCGAUACUCAAAGUGUGUAUGCUUUACAACUGGAAAAAGACUUCAGGUACUAUUUUCAGCAUCCCUACGCUCGUCUGUUUGUAUGUUAUUUCGUUAUAUUUUGCAAUUUUCUCAUUUUCGCUGAAGAUCCAGUCUCGCACAGUCACACGGAGAGCGAGAUGCCGGUAGUAGGAAACGUCUUUUCUUUCGUAGCAACAAAAUACCCUCCCGAGUGGACAUGGUGUCUCGUGAAGGUGGCGCUAUGGUUGUUUGCCAUCUUUUUAGGCCUUGAAUUUGGAAAGUAUUGUAUCCACCAUUGCCUUUUAAGAAAUAUCUUCCGACUGAAAAUGUUCCGGGAAGAACAAGGAACAUGGAUGAUAAUGUUUCUUACUGUAAUCGUUUUCGUGUACAUCUUCUCUCUGGUGUAUAACGCCUUUUUACUGUCCAGCUACCCCAACUCCGAGCCCUACAGAAUUACCGGUAGAAUGGGGAUCACCAAUAUGAACUUCAUGAAAGCUGCCGCCUGUGGUACUUGGCUGGGGGACUUCGUCACUGCCUGGAUGGUUACGGAUAUGAUGCUUCAAGAUAACCUCUACGUUGAUUGGGCCAAAACAGCCAGAAGAUUCUGGAAGUCCCAUGGCCGGGUUCGUAUCUUCAUCUUCUGGGCUGGUUCUUCUAUCAUGACGGCGCUAGUUGUGACCUUAAUAGUCAGUGAUGGGAUCACUUGGGAUCGUCUAAACAGGGAUUUUGUGGCUACCACUGAGCUGUCGCGAGCGUUCUUGGCUUCCUUUAUACUGGUUAUGGAUCUUUUGAUUGUGAUGCAGGACUGGGACUUUCCACAUUUUGUCUGUGAUUUGGACAUAAAGCUUCCUGGUAUGCACGUAGUUUCUUUUAAGUACAGGAUGUUUCAGAAGUACGUCAGUAUUCCAGAUGUAGUCUUUCACAUUACAGGAAAAUGGUUCAACUAUGGAAUAAUCAUGUUCGUCAUGAUUUUGGAUUUGAACAUGUGGAAAAAUCAGAUUUUCUACUCUCCCGAAGCAUAUGGUCAGUAUAUAGGGCCCCAUUACAAAGUAUAUACUGUAGCUGAUCAGGAGAUUCUAGAAACAGGUAACACGACUCUUUGGACUUAUGAGGUGAGAGCUAAUACCAUUAUUCUGGAGACAAACAGGACCUGCGUGGAAGACGACAUGUUAAUGAAUUCUCGUUAUCUUAACUACCCAUUGUCCGUAAAGGGAAUGGCUUUCAUUCCUUCACUUCUAGGCUUCGUGAUGUUUGGCACUCUCACUUAUUUGUAUGGUCGUUUCCCGCCCAAAACUGAUGCAACAGCAGGGGGUAGGCUUAAGAAAAGGAGCAGCUGGAGACGAGAACGAGGCAGUAGCGACCGGAAACAAGCCCUCCAUCAUAUUGGAAUAUCAGAUUUCAAAAAACUCAAACGGAAGAAGCGAAAAGGGAUCAAAAGGCCACCGACAGAAGUGGUAGUUUCGUGGAAUGAAACAGUUGGUACGUCAACUAGCUGUUUCCGAUGAUAAAAGCUACGUUUAACCCUAAACAAAAUGGCGGCAGAGCAAAGCAUUUAUAUAUUUAUGGAUUUGUAACUUUUAAAGUACCAGAAAAUGUAUUUUGUUGUAUUUUUGUGGUGAUAUUCUGUGAAAAAAAAGUAUUUAUAUUCCUCGUGAAAUUACUCUUUAAGGAUUUGCUAAUAUAGAUAUAAAUAUAUUUAUUUAUUUUAGAGUAACAAAGUGAAGCAAAGUGAUGUUUCAUGUUAGGUUUCGUAAAUAUUUUAAUCCAGAGUUUAUGAACAAAUAGAAAGAAACGACUGUACCUGACAUUUUAAAAAUAUUCUCUAAUUGUAAAACUUACUAAACUAAAAUUUAUAAAACUGUAUAGUUGAUUAAGAUUUUUACUUUAAUUGUUCAGUAUUGGUUGCUUCCCGGAAAGUUAUGGCUUUUUUGGCGGACGAGCCGGUACUUUUAUUUUUUUACAAGUUUUACAAAUAACGUUUUGUAACAGCACCAAUAAUUUUCGUUUGUUAGUUAAAUAUAUUCGCUUGAGAAAACUUUGAACACUAUUAGAAUUAAUUAUAGGUUAAACAUUGUUAGCAACAUUUGCGAUAAAGGCCGUUGUUAUGAAAGCUGCUGCACCAAAGAACCAACUUUGCUCUUAGAGAACCACGGCGCGGGACAGAGAACUUUGGUUAUUUUAAAAUUUUUUUAUAGUCCACAAUUAUUUACUGUUUGAAUACAAAACCUGUUAGUUUGUGAAACAAUUGUCAACAUACAUCGUGCGGCCACUUUGUUUUACGCCUCGUCUAAUAUUAGGCUGGGCUAUCCUUUGUGGCAAUAGCCAAGGUUCCAUGUGUGCACAAGGUUCUUGAAGGAGGAGUUAUAGGGUCUCCAAUACUAAGAGAGGAUUCACGUAGCGAAUGUAAUGUCCAAACUGAUCCUCAUGAGACUGAAAGGUAAUUAAGAUCCGGUGAUUGGGCUGACCAAUAAAGAUGGCUGAAAUCACUGUCAUGCUCGAUUUGAGGAAUAAGAGCUCGAUGUAUUGAACACUUAAGUAUUUGGAGGACCUUUUCCUUAUUAGAGUAUAAAUGAGCCACUGUGGGGAUGGGUGUGAUAAGUAUCAAUGCUAGAUAUUCUUUCGGUGUUAGUCACCCUUUUAAAGAAAUGAACAGACCCACCGUCUGUCAUAAGAACGUUCUCUACUUCAUUAUGACACCUCCUAGCAGGACCAAGUGUCCCAAGUGAGCUUCUCUUUCAAUGUUCGUUUCAAGUCGUUCACUAUCCAAUAUUUACGCUCUGAGCACCACAGUUAAAGUAGCCCACGAUUAGCUUUCCGCGAAAUCCAACAAAUAAACAAACUGAGCACCACAGGCAGUUAAGGUAAUUUUCGGACUGUUUGUCGUCUGCAGUGCGGUAAUUUUCAAUGAUACUAUUAGGAAUUAUGAUGUCAUUGAUACUGUUUAAGUAAUCGGUUAAAAAAAUUUGGGUCCGUGGUCGCAGAGAAUGUCCCCCCCCCCAUAAAACCCCACAGUAUAAAGAGUCAACGAUUCUGUCAUUUGCACUGUUAAAAUAUACCUUUGGGAGUCUGUUUGUUUGUUUGUAAUUAAGCACAAAGUUACACAAUGGGCUAUCUGUGCUCUGCUUUCAUCUUAUGCAAAUCGAUAUUUGAUACAAGUCUGUAUGUGUCCGCUUUUAAGUGGCGAACCUCUGGACCGAUUUUACCAGACUUAGCAUGUAUCCCUAGGGCCCCCAUAAAAGUAAUAUAACGCGUUGUCGUGCGGUUUUGACCCCUCACGUCAAGUUGUAAAUAUUAAAACAGAGUAAAAUAUAUUGUGUAAAUGUCAACUAGUUAAGUUACAUUUCUCAACGUAUCUCAUAUAUUUUCUCUAAUUAUACGUCAACAAAAAUAUUACGUGUGUUGUGAAAUCCCCCCCCCCCUGGUGACUCAGUAAUAAGUCUGACGGCUUAAAAUGCUAAAAACCGGGUUUCAACACCCGUAGUUGGCAACGCAUUGAUAGCCAAUUGUGUUGCUUUCUGCUUAGCUAAAAACAUACAAACUACAAAAAACAAAAGCGUUAAAAAAAUACAAAUAAAAAACGACCAUAAGCAUAACGUUUGGAUAUUAUGGGGAGGGGUAUUUUUGCUCUGCUCUUCAAAUAUAAGAUUGCACUUCCGAUCAAAAUGCUCUUCAAAUAUAGGAUUGCACUUCCGAUCAAAAUGCUCUUCAAAUAUAGGAUUGCACUUCCGAUCAAAAGAGGAUUUUUUUUUAAAACGAAAAUACAACAUGUUACGAUAAAAUCAGCGUUUGCUAAACCCAUCUAGAUGUGCUUGCGAUUUUAUUUGUUUACAAAAGAAGAAGAAAAAAAAAGUAUUUAAAUUUUCUUUG
Molecule: messenger RNA, 5071 nt
Organism: Limulus polyphemus (Atlantic horseshoe crab)
Lineage: Eukaryota; Metazoa; Arthropoda; Merostomata; Xiphosura; Limulidae
Exons: 7
Coding region: 97-2709 (870 amino acids)
Biological process (GO): intrinsic apoptotic signaling pathway in response to endoplasmic reticulum stress
Source: RefSeq, a predicted model, not a curated record